Tachyglossus aculeatus (Australian echidna) is the source of this 1858-nucleotide messenger RNA. RefSeq names its product bridging integrator 2 (gene BIN2). The transcript is spliced from 13 exons. The coding region runs from base 1 to 1617 and encodes 538 amino acids. Gene Ontology annotation, cellular component: plasma membrane; podosome; cytoplasm. The record is from RefSeq and is a predicted model, not a curated record. NCBI's taxonomy places the organism in Eukaryota, Metazoa, Chordata, Mammalia, Monotremata, Tachyglossidae. Gene Ontology annotation, biological process: podosome assembly; phagocytosis, engulfment; plasma membrane tubulation. Gene Ontology annotation, molecular function: phospholipid binding; protein binding.
AUGGCGGAAGGGAAGACGGGCGGUGCUGGUCUCUUUGCCAAGCAAGUCCAGAAGAAAUUCAGCCGGGCCCAGGAGAAGGUGCUGCAAAAACUCGGGAAGACUGUGGAGACCAAAGAUGAGCAGUUUGAGCAGAGUGCGCACCGUUUCCAGCUACAACAGGCUGAAGGCCACAGGCUGUACAAGGAUCUCAAGGCCUUCCUCAGUGCCGUGAAAAUCAUGCACGAGAGCUCCAAGAAAGUGUCGGAGACCCUGCAGGAGAUCUACAGCCCGGAAUGGGACGGUCACGGGGACCUGAAGACCAUUGCAGAGAAUAACAACCUGCUGUGGGAAGACUAUGAGGAGAAGCUGGCGGACCAGGCCGUGCGCACCAUGGAGAAUUACGUCGGCCAAUUCGGCGAGGUCAAGGAGCGGAUCGCCAAGCGCGGACGUAAGCUGGUGGACUAUGACAGUGCCCGUCAUCACCUGGAGUCCCUACAGAACGCCAAGAAGAAGGACGAUGCCAAGAUUGCCAAGGCCGAGGAGGAGUUCAACAAGGCCCAGGCUGUGUUCGAGGAGCUGAACCAGGAGCUGAGGGAUGACCUGCCUGAUUUGUACAGCAGCCGGAUCAGCUGCUACGUCACCAUUUUCCAGAACAUUUCCAACCUGCGCGACGUUUUCUACCAGGAGAUGAGCAAGCUUAACCACACCCUGUAUGACGUGAUGAGUAAACUGGAGAAGCAGCAUUCGAGCAAAGUCUUCGUGGUCAAGGGUGUCACCAAACGACGGUCUCUGGUCAUCUCGGCUCCGGUGCGGCAGUCCUCGGUCUCCACCACCUCCAUGGAGGACAGCCCCGCCCCGACGCCCAAAACCCCCUCAUCCUUCUCCCUGCCGGAGUCCAUGUCAGGGCCUGAGGAGGAGGAUGAAGAGGAGGAAGAGGAAGAGGAGGGAGACUCCAGCCCGGCCCCUGGGGAAAACGACACUGAGGCUGGCCUUCAAGACGGGGAGAAGGCGGGGACCGAAGGAGAGGAGGAGGCCGCAGUCGGGGCAGAUUCUCCCGCCCCGGACGCCGGCGUCCGAGAGAAGCCGCGGCCGGCCCGGCCCACCUCGCUGCCGGGCGCCGGGGCCGCGGAGUCCCAGGCCCGGGGCCCAUGUUCCCCGAGUCCGGCGGCCCGCCCGUCCUCCGCUCUGCUACCUUCAGGGAGCGGCCCGGAGGGAGGCGUCCCGCCAGAGAGACCCCCACGUCUGCAGGCCCCGGCACCCCCCUGUAGCCCCACUCCCGGCCCGGAGCCCCAGGCCCGACUCCGGGAGGGAAAGGAAGUGGAGCGGUCUAGCUUGGACCAGGAGAGCCCCAGCAUUGGGGACGAGGAGAAGGAGGAGGAGAAGAUGGAAGACUCCCACAUGUCCCCGGCCGAGCCCACCCCGAGCCCUGCCAGCCCGAGCCCUGCCCGUCUGCCCGCGGAGGCUGAGGCCCAGGAGGAGAGCGCGGAUCCCUCCCAGGAGGAAGGCGCUGGGAAGGCCCCAGGCGGCUCUGCGGAGGAGAAGGAGGAGGAAGAGGAGGAGGCCGCGGUGGGACGGGAGGCCGAGGCCCAGGCCACGGAGCAGCAGCCGGAAAACGGGGAGCCCACCUCUCCCGAGUGAAUCGGGGAAUCGUCCCGAUCGGAUUCCUGAGCCACCCCCCGCAUCGUCAUGUGGCAUCCGGAGAGGGAUGGACGGACGCCUCACCCCUCGCCCCUCGCCCCCUCACCCUCUCCCAUUUUCCUGCUCCACUGGAGCCGGCCUGGUCCGGAGCCUGGGAUUGGGAAGGGAAUCUCCCCCCCCGGCUGCCGAAGUCACUGUUGAGUAAAUCGUCCUGCCGGAAACAGAGCGGGAAUCGAGAAGG